Molecule: messenger RNA, 732 nt
Organism: Cavia porcellus (domestic guinea pig)
Lineage: Eukaryota; Metazoa; Chordata; Mammalia; Rodentia; Caviidae
Product: angiopoietin-4-like
Exons: 5
Coding region: 1-732 (243 amino acids)
Source: RefSeq, a predicted model, not a curated record
AUGCAGUAUCAGAUCAAGAAUGGCCUGUGCAGCUACACCUUCUGGGUACCUGAGCUUCCAUCCUGCAACCCCUCCAGUUUGGAGGCUUCCAACAACACCCAGAAUAACCAGCCACUCCUGGUACAAAUGAGGCUGUUGUUCGACCAUCAGAUGGAGAAGAUGGAGAACGCACUGAGGAACAACAUGCAGAGGAUGGAGAAGCUGGAGGAGAACAUCCAGACCAUCUUGGGAUCAAAGUUGCAGCAGGUCCAGCAAAACAUAGUCCAGAACCACAUGGCUACCAUGUUGGAGCUGGGUACCAAUCUUCUGAAUGAAACCACAGCCCAGAACUGCAAGCUGACCAACAUGGAGGCUCAGGCCAGCAACCAGACAUCACACAUGGAGCGCCAGAUGAUGGAGACUUUACAGACCACCGACAGGCUGCAGAAGCAGAUGCAAGAGCAGAGAGAGACACUGAACCAGCUGCACAGCAGAAAAAGUAACCUGGAAACCCGGUUGCACACCAUGGAGACUGAGUGGGAGACCCAGCUGGAGGGGCUCCGCAAUGAGAGGGAGAACGUGAGGCAGCAACUGGGCCAACAGAACAGCAGUCUCACGGGCAUCCAGCAGGGCCUGGAAGCCCUGCGCAACAACUCCAACCUCCUGCAGCUGCAGCAGCAGCAGCUUAUGCAGAGCCUGCAGCUCCUCAAACGCAUGCUGGAGCAGGGCGCAGUUUCCUCAUUUGUCCAAUAG